GCGGCGAGAACGAGAAGAGCCCGCCGCUCUGUAUCUAAGCUUAGCUACCUCUGCCUCGUCUCCUCCUCAGCCUCAACUCGCUCUUCAGAUCCAAACCCCCAUCUAAAAACAAACGGGAGUGUCAGGGCCAGAGAACCAAGCCACCAAAACCCUAACCCUAAGCAUCCCAAUCCCCAAUUCCCCGUCCCAUCAAAACCCUACCUCUGACCGCCGCCGCCGCGAUGGCAGGCUCCUCCGGCACCGCUGCCACCUCCUCCUCCCGCAACCAUCUCAAACAUGACCGGUUCUACUACCCUCCCCACCGCCGCCAACACCAGCAGCAGCAGCAGCAACAGGGCCUGCAGAGCCGGCGGCCCCCGUCGCCGUCGCCCUCCCCGCGGUCAGCGCGGCGGGAGGCGGCGCCCGCGGACGCGGACAGCCGGGCCGACUCCGAUGACUCCUCGUCCACGUCCUCCAAGCGCUCGGCGGAGUCCACGGCGGCCGAGGUGAAUGUGCCGUCGCCUGGGGCCGCGGAGGAGGCUGGGAAUCUGGAUAGGUUUCUCGCGUCCACUACGCCCUCUGUGCCCGUCCGCUACUUGCGCAAGGCAAGCACAGGGCUGUGGAAGAGUGGUGAUGCCAUGGAUUCACCUCCUUAUUUCUGCCUUGAUGAUCUCUGGGAGUCUUUCAGAGAGUGGAGUGCUUACGGGGCAGGUGUUCCCCUGGUGUUAAAUGGCCGUGACUCUGUGAUACAAUAUUACGUGCCAUAUCUUUCUGCUAUCCAGCUGUAUGCUGAUCCUGAUAGGCCUGCUGCAAGAACCAGGCAUCCUGGGGAUGAAAGUGACACGGAAUCUAUGGAUACUAGCAGUGAGAGUAGCAGUGAGACUGAUGUUGACCGAUUAAGAGUAUCAUCCAUGGAAGCUACACAUCGCUUGGAAAAUGGUGGCUUACAAAUUGAUGAUGGCGAAGCUUAUGCAUCUGCAAGUUUUCCAAUAUUUGAGCAUCUGGAGAGGGAUUCUCCUUAUGGUAGAGAACCUCUAACAGACAAGGUAUCAGCUCUUGCAGUUAGAUUUCCAGCUCUGAAGACAUUCAAAAGUUGUGAUCUGCUACCAUCCAGCUGGAUGUCUGUUGCAUGGUACCCCAUAUAUAGAAUUCCAACAGGACCAACAUUGAAGGACCUUGACGCUUGUUUCUUGACAUUCCAUUGCCUAGCAACACCUUCUAAGGAUAGCCAUCCCACUACACUAGCAUGCCCUGGUUUUGAGGGUAUCAACCACUGCCCCAAUGCAACGGGCAAAGUUUCUUUGCCAGCCUUUGGACUGGCGUCUUACAAACUUCGCAGCUCCAUAUGGGCGUCCAAUGGGGCCCCAGAAGAGGAGAGCGUCACCUCCCUGAUGCAGGAGGCUGACAACUGGCUUCGCUGUAUACAUGUAGACCAUCCGGAUUUCCGGUUCUUCGUCUCCCACUUCAGUACGACGUGGAGAUGACUGUAAAUGAUUCUUAGUUAUACAAAUGUUUGCCAAGUCUGAAUUCAGCCGUGCCUUGAGCACAUCUUUCUAUGGCACCCUCUGCUACGGGUUGUAUCAGUUAAAGCUUAUGUUGUAACUUUCUUGUCUCCAAUAAGUUAGCUGCUGUAGGUAAUGUUUUGUGGGAGAGUAAAGAUCGAAAGAACAUUGGAGACUUGUAAAACAUUGAAAAAGGAGAGGCAAAAAAUAAAAUAUUUCAUUUAGUAGAUUACAACA
Molecule: messenger RNA, 1718 nt
Organism: Brachypodium distachyon (stiff brome)
Lineage: Eukaryota; Viridiplantae; Streptophyta; Magnoliopsida; Poales; Poaceae
Exons: 6
Coding region: 222-1463 (413 amino acids)
Source: RefSeq, a predicted model, not a curated record